GAUACAUGCCAUCACUUAGUGAGCCUUGACUUUGAUGUUACUCUAGGGAGGCCUAGCUGUUAGCUUCCAACCUACAUUUCGUGAUUAAUACUCGGUACCAUGGAAACUACAACCAGCCCCCGGGCAUCAGAGACCCAGCCUCGAAAGAGGAGAGGUCGGAAUAGUGAUAUUCGGAAGGAACAGAAUAGGAUAGCAUCCAGAGCCUAUCGAGAAAAGCGAAGACAAAAGCUAGCGUUAUUAGAUGAGAUCCUGAAAGAUAGCCAUCCUGACUCAAUGAGCUCCGUCUCGGACGAGACAGAGUCACCAGCGCCCGAGUUUUGUACGAUGGAAUCAAACCGUGCAACUAGGAAUUCGUCACAUAGCCCAACACCGUACUUUAUGUCCACUGUUCCAGCCAUACCAUCAGUGCCCUUGCCAUCGAAUGGCCCAAGUCACGAUGCAGAUGCCUACGUUAGUUACCUGGUGAAAGACUACGUCCAAGAUGCCGAGAGGCUGGCCACCCAUACACACAACCCUAACACUCCAGCAAUCGGGAUGAGCACUGGCUACGUCUCAUCUCUCCCACCCAUAUCGCCGAUGCCAUCUACACCAAUGUUUCCAUUCGACGAGGACUUUAUGGGUGAUCCUUUUACCACCUAUCCCUUACCAGGCAGUAGCGUCACAAGUUUCCCGAAUCCAAAUUCGGGCUAUGACUCGAACAUGAUCAACGCAUUACAGAGCCUUUCAAGACUAGAUGAUAACCAACAGCAACAAAUCUUGGCCAUCUUACAGAAGAAGAGAAGCGCCUUGCAACCUGCCGCAGCUGAUCAUGCCCUUGAUCUUACUUAUAAUACUUACCAGGUCCCUGUCCCACGAUCGAGCACACUACCAGGUAUGAAGAUAAUCGACAGCUGGUAGUUGGUCUCUAGAGUCUCUGACACAUCAACAGGUCACUUACUAUCUAGUGAAGACGUUGUGCAACAGACAAGGAGGUUACCCUGAACCGUAUGCUCCUAAGAGGACUGACGCCCUUAUUGGCUAGUCUGGACAAGGCAGCUAGACAUGACCUGCCACUCGGCCCAAGCCCGGCUAAUGACAUCGAAGUACAGUACCAUCGAUUUCCCGAACGCAUU
This is a messenger RNA of Xylaria bambusicola, 1112 nucleotides long. RefSeq lists its product as uncharacterized. Gene Ontology annotation, molecular function: DNA-binding transcription factor activity. The transcript is spliced from 2 exons. The record is from RefSeq and is a predicted model, not a curated record. Bases 100 to 897 code for a protein of 265 amino acids. Gene Ontology annotation, biological process: regulation of DNA-templated transcription. NCBI's taxonomy places the organism in Eukaryota, Fungi, Ascomycota, Sordariomycetes, Xylariales, Xylariaceae.